AUGGAUGCUGCCAAGAGAGGAGAUGCACAGACAGUGGUCUGGACCACCGGCUGGCUUCUCCUGCUGCUCUGGCUGCUCGGAGCGCAGGCCCUGGAGUGUUACAGCUGCGUUCAGAAGGCGGAUGACGGAUGCUCUCCGCACAAGAUGAAGACGGUCAAGUGUGGUCCAGGACCUUUCUUCCAAGACAAAUCUGGAAACCUGGGUUCCACCCUUUUCCCCUCAAAGCAUUUAGUGGAAACACAGUCCGUUGUGAGCAGAUGGCCUUUCUGUGUCUCUCUUAUAGCCAAUGUGACUGUGUCCUUACCUGUCCGAGGCUGCGUCCAGGAUGAGUCCUGCACCCGUGAUGGGGUGACCGGUCCAGGCUUCACACUUAGUGGUUCGUGCUGCCAGGGACCCCGCUGUAACUCCGACCUCCGCAACAAGACUUAUUUCUCCCCCCGAAUCCCACCCCUAGUCCUACUGCCCCCUCCAACCACCCUAGCCCCAUCUACUCGCACCCAGACCUCCUCCACCAGUACCUCCAAAGGCGCUGCAACCACAACCAACUCUACCACCAGGCCCACGUCCGCCCCAGCCAGCCACACUUCUCCCCACGCAGCAGAACACGAAACUGUACUGCAAGAAGAGGAGUGGUGUGUGCCUGGAGGAGGUGCUGCGGGUCACCAAGACCGCAGCAAUACGGGGAAGACCCCCCCAAAGGGCGGGGCUCAGAUCCCGGCUAACCAAGGCUCUGUGGUUCUGGGGUCUGGGUUGCCAGCUCUUCUGUUGACUUGCCGUUCCACUCACUGCAUUGGUUUGCAGUUCCGGGAAGCAGCCAACUGUUGUAAAUACACUGCUGGGGUGGCCCAGCUUUUUGAUGCCGCCACUGCAUCCCCCGAUGGCGACUAG
This is a messenger RNA of Cricetulus griseus (Chinese hamster), 888 nucleotides long. NCBI's taxonomy places the organism in Eukaryota, Metazoa, Chordata, Mammalia, Rodentia, Cricetidae. The record is from RefSeq and is a predicted model, not a curated record.